AUGACAUGUUUGGUCUCCAGGUUGGUCGCAUCCUCAUUCAACACUUUAAAAUGUCCAACCAUGUCAAAUUAUAAUAGUAACUUACUUUUCAAUACUCAAGUAUCAUAUGAAGAUACCAAUGGUGCAUUUGAAACUGUUGAUACUUCAACAAAUCCAUUCACAACUCCACAACCAGAGGCACCAGUUGUAAUUCACAAGAUUUCAUCACCAUCUGCCUACCCAUCGGUACCACAAGAAUACUCUCAAACCAAGGUACCAGUUGCACAACCAAGUCAACCAACUCCACACAACUCUUUAAAUAAUAUGGAUAUUAAUAGAAUGAGCACAAGUGUACAAGGAAUGAAUUUAAAUAAUAGUGGAAAUGGUAUUAAUAAUAGUAAUAGAGUCAAUAGCACUACAAUGUCAAGUGUACCAAGAAGUGUCAUUGAGAUCAGUGUCAAGGAUCCAGAAAAGAUGGGUGACAGCAUGAACUCUUAUGUCAAAUACAAGGUUGUCAGUGUUCAUCACAUGACCGAUCGUCCAGACUUUAAAAAGGAAGAUGAAAAAUACAGAAGAUACUCUGACUUUUUAUGGUUACGUAAUGUUUUAAAGGAUACUAGAAGAGGUGUCAUUAUUCCACCUUUACCAGAAAAAGCUAUUAUUAAUAAAUUCAAUAAAGAAUUUAUUGAACAACGUAGAAGAGAAUUGGAAAAGUUCUUGAAUCGUAUUGCCGAGAGUGAAUCAUUGGUUCAUUCAUCAGAGUUUACCGUCUUUUUGACUGGAGAUGAUCAAGCCAUGUUACAAGCCAAGAACAGUCGUCCAGUCAACGACAUGGAGUCAAGCCAAAUCGUCUCACCACCACCCCAACAAGAGAACAAGGGUUUUGGCAAGAUCUCAUCCUUCUUUUCCAACACUGUCAACUCGGUCACCAACAUGCAACACUCUGUCAAAGAGGUUGACCCAUGGUUUGAUGACAAGAAGAACUACAUUCAACAACUCGACACCAACCUCAAGAAGCUUGAAGAGUGCGUCUCGCUCGUCAUCAAGAAGCGUAAAGAGUUGGCAUUUGCCCUCUCUGAAUUCACCACUGCCGGUUUGACAUUCUCGAGUGGCGAGAUUGCCCAAAGCCAAGACAUUGCCAACUCGUUCCAACGUAUGACACAGGUACAACUCGGUGUCUCCAAGGGUAUGGAAGAGUUGAGCAACAAUGAAAAGGGAUACUUUGAAGAUGGUAUCGACGAUUAUGUCCGUGUGAUUAGCGCCGUCAAGGAAUUGAUCAACGAUCGUUUGGACGCCUUGUUGGCCGUCCAAAAUGCCGAGCGUACACUCGACUCUAAAAAGGAAAAGUUUGAAAAGGGUAGAGGCACUGCCAAGGCCGACCAAUUGAACCGUGAGGUCGAAGAUGCCAGCCGUAAGCUCAGUGAAGCCAAGUCGGAAUUUGACCGCAUCACCGCCACCAGCAAGGUCGAACUCCAACGUUUCGACGCCAAGAGAAACUAUGAAAUGAAGCGUAUCAUCAACUAUGUCAUUCGUCUCAACCUCGAUCACUAUCUCAAGGCCUCUGAUCUCUGGAGACAAUUCCUCACUGAACAACAUCAAAAUGGUGAUCCAAACUUUGAAACCAAUAAGGCUUCAUGGGGUUCUUCAACCAUUUAA
Cavenderia fasciculata is the source of this 1635-nucleotide messenger RNA. RefSeq names its product Phox domain-containing protein (gene vps5). The transcript is spliced from 5 exons. Gene Ontology annotation, cellular component: endosome. NCBI's taxonomy places the organism in Eukaryota, Evosea, Eumycetozoa, Acytosteliales, Cavenderiaceae. The record is from RefSeq and is a predicted model, not a curated record. The coding region runs from base 1 to 1635 and encodes 544 amino acids. Gene Ontology annotation, molecular function: phosphatidylinositol binding.